UGCAUAAUAUAUUUGGUUCACGGCGUCCAUAACCAGGAAGCUACUGCAAAUGACGCGCAUAAAGGGGUUUUUCUAUUACUGUUUAUACAGAAACCGGAAAGUUAUUGUCAGUAUUUCAGGUCGGACGUGAAGCAGUGAGCCGUUGUGCUUUGCUUUGGUGCUAGAAAUCGGAACCGGCGAGCGACACUAUUGUUCCACAGUUUUACAGUAUUUUUAUUUACUCAACGGAAAAAGGAGUGAUUCAGUUUCAAUGUCAACUUUCUCUUUUGUUUAAAUUAAGCUGCUACGCAAAAGCCUUUUUACGAGGGAUCAUCAAAAUGGUUAACCAUUUCCACAUUAUUUUGGGCCUGAUUUUCUGUCUUGGGUUAUUUGUUUUAACUUCAAGCUUGUUAGUGGAAAGUCCUCCGAUAACCUGCAAUCAGACGGGCCUGAGCUGUACUGUUAUCCGAGAUAACUGCUAUGAAAACCUACUUCAUUCAGCUGAAUGGACGCCAUCUGCACCAGUGUGGAAUUCUGAUGAGAUAGGAAUUAAUCUGAUUGAAGAUGAAAAUGGUAGUCAAGUUCCUGUCUUGGAAAUUAAAUGGAAAUCUGCCCAAGAUGCCAGCAUCAAGUAUCUUAAAGGAGCUCAGGUCAAAAUAUUGCAGGCAUCUGACAAUUCAUUGUUCUGCAUUAAUUAUAUGUUCCAUAAUAAGAUUACAUCACAAGUCAACUUUAACAAGCAGCCGUGGUCAUUUUCAUUCAAUAGGUUCAUCGCAGGACCUGGACAGAAGUACUUGGUCUCAGUAUACCAUCUUCCACAACUUAACAGUGAUUCAAUUAAUUCCAUAUCUAAAAGUGUUGAAAUUCCAGGUUGCAGUGAUCCUAGAAUAAAUAGAACAAAGCCAUGCCAGUUAAGUGGAAACUUAUGGGAACCAAAUAUUUCACUUGAGACAAAUGAAAAAGAGGCUUCUGUUUAUUUUAAGUUGGACCAUGAUGCGCAAAAGUAUGUGGUUUUUGUGAAGAGCUUUUAUGAUGGAAGUCAGUGUUCUGAGAAAAAAGAAGAAAUCACUAACAUUACAUUCUCUGAAAAUUUGAAAAUGGCCAGUGUGAAAAUUUCAACAUCUGGUUGGAAGAGAAGUUGUUGCAACUAUUCCGUGGAGAUUCAACCCUUUUUUUUCAGAUGUAAAAAUGACUGUGUACGUCAUGCUAAAAUAUUUAAUAAGUGUGUUGGUGUAUUAAUAGUUCAUAAUAACAACUCACAUUACUGGGUCAUCCCUGUGCUUGGACUGCUCCUCUUCAUUGUCCUAGCAAUAAUAUGUAUUAAAAAGAAGCGAAACAAGGGGUUAGGUGUUAAAAUUCAGACGGAUGAAGAUAAUGGAAAUGAUUGCUUUACUGAACAAGACACCCAUCGAAAAGUGUUCAUAUUGUACUCUCUUGACCACCCAAUGUACAAGGAGAUUGUACUUAAAUUUACUGCAUUCUUGAAAGCAGAAUGUGGUAUAGAUGUUGUCCUAGAUCUCCUAAAUACACAACAAGUUGGAGAAAUGGGACACAUGAACUGGCUGGCUUGGCAGAAGCAAGAAUUUGAGAAUUCCUCCAACAAAAUACUUAUCCUCUGCUCAAAGGGUGUACAAAUGAAAUGGCAAGCAAUGUUGACCCAAGAGACAUCACAGCGUGUUAUUCUUAAGGAGGAUAUCUGUUCUGAGAUGGGAGACAUGUUUACUCCUGCUUUAAAUCUAAUCCUUCCUGAUUUCAAGCUCCCGGCACAGUUUGGAAAAUAUAUAAUUGCAUAUUUUGAUGGUGUCAGCAGUGAGCAGGAUAUUCCUGACCCUUUUAACAUCAGUGUGAAAUACAAACUUAUGAAACAUUUUGAAGAGAUCUACUUCCGGAUCGUAGACAAGGAGAAACAUCAACCAGGAAGGAUUCAUCAUGUACAAGGUAUUUCUGCAGAUGAAUACUUUAAAAAACCUUGUGGGAGAGAAUUGAGAAAUGCAAUUGAAGACUUCUUGGAAUAUCAGACACAGAACCCUGACUGGUUUCAUAAUGAGUGUGUGAAGACAGAAAAAGAAAUGACAUAUACAUCAUUAGAUGACAACAUUUCAGAAGACCCUGUCAUGGGAUCCAUCAUUAACAUUAUGACCUGUAACGUUCCUGGUAAGGUCUGUGUCCAACAACCUAUUGUUUCAGAGGUGAAGGAAAAUCUUUUAUCCCAAGUUGUUCUGCCUAGUAUUGCAGUUGAAGAUUGUGAAAUGUUUAUGUCUGAGCUAAACACACGAGACAGAGAAGAGACCAGUUGUGACAGAGUUGAGCUUCAUAUUUCCUCACAGCAGGAAGGCAACUUGAGCUGUUUUAGAACUGAAACUUCAUUUUGGAAAUCUCCAGUUGCUAUGUAUGAAAAAACUGCCCUAGAGCUGCCUCAUGAAAAAACUAAAAUGGGCAGUAAUGAAUCAAGUUUAUCAUCUGAAUCCUGGAAGCAGCUUCAGGUUCUCCAAAACAUGCAGAAUGCACAAUUUCCUUUUUCUUUUGCAGAGCAAGAAAACUUCAAUAUGUGCAGCACAGAGCUGAAUAAUGGUAAGAGGCAGUCCAGUGAGACAGACCAAGGGUAUAUGUCAUUACUGCCUAACUCUACCUACCAAACUGAUCUAGAUGAUGCUGAUGCUAUAAGUGAACUUAUAAAAUUGCAGCAAGACUGCUACAUGGAAAGCCUGAGACUCUGAUACUUUUACUAAAUACCAUGUGUCUCAAAUCUGAUUUAUUAAAAGAAGGUAAAUUCAUUCCACUAAUCAUGAAAACAAAUGCAGAGAUAGAAUUGUGUGGCGCUUAAUGGUGAUGAUGAUGUAAAGCUUCCACAUGCUACAUCUACCACUGCUUGCUCUUUGGCUGUUAAUUCUCAAACUUAUUUCUGGGAGUGAUCACAGAACGUUUGCCUGCAUUGCAGCAAAGGUGGUGUCCUUUCGAUGAUGCUAAACACAUUUAGCUGCCUUUAACUUGCUAAAGAAGAUUUAAUCUUCCACUAUGAAUGUUGCUGAUAGUGACAGCUCUAACUCGGCAAUAUAAGGAACCUGCUGUCCAUCACACCAUCACACCAACACCUUGAAUACAACCAUGCAAGUUAAUUUAAACGAACAUGGAACUGAUAUUGUCUGUAUCAAAGAAGAAUGGGCAAUAAUAAUUCUCUGAAGUUCUAUUUUGCUUGUCAUAAUUCUGAUGUAAAUAUUCUGCAGCAAUAACUCAGCGUCCUUAAAAUUAAACAUACUCCUCGAGAAGACAGUGUGUUGCCAAUAUGGUUCCUACAUCUCUUGAAUUUUGUUUUGGAGACAAUGUGAGCACACAGGGUGUAUUUUGACUCAAUAGAGUCCGAUUCCCUCAUCAUUACAUUUUUAGGGUUCACGAACUAACAUAUUAUCCUGAAAAAAGUCUGCAUAUGGGGGCGACAGUUUUUUUUUUUUCCCCUGAUAAUUAGUCCUUUUACAGAUCAACACAGGAAAGUAAUGGAUCCCACAUUUAAGAAAGCCUGAGCUCAUGGUCUUUAACUGUUCCUGCUCUACCUCUGAAAAGCUAAAACCACAUCUUGAUUUGGUUCACUUCACACACGACUCUCCGGAAUAGGUUCUUGCAGCAGCAGAUAAGUUUAUCCCCACUGGCUCUUUGCUGCACUGAUUUCCAUCCUGGAUAAUUUGCAUUAUUCACCAGCCUAUUAUCUCAUUCUCAUUCUUUGGCACUUUAUAUAUUUGAUCUCAUUGUAUGUAUUGCCCUCGGCUUUUUUCUGUUAUAUCCACCUCAGAUGAACUUUAUGUCCUUUACUUUGGCAACAGUUAUGCAUACAGUUGUAGAUAUUGUAGAUAUAUUCUGAUUCUCAAUCAGAAUGAUGGAGAUGUGUGUUGAGUAAUACAGAUUAGAGGGUUCAUGGCUAAUACAGUACCUGUCUUAAUAGUCUUCUCUCUUGUUAGUGUGCUUUUUCCUGACUGUUUCCUCUGGUUUAUUGGGAUGCUGUUUCAGUUUAACCACCAUGGGCUUCAAUUUCCCACAAUUCCCUAUACUUAAAUGUUUUGUAUACAGAGGACAGGGAAUGGGUAGGGAUGGGGCCAGUAAUUCUCAUGGUUUUCUUUACUGUUUUAUUAUGUAUAUAGUUUUUAUAAAUGGGGGUUGAGGGGUAUGCAAUAUUUAUUAGGUUGUGGAUUAUGUAGGAAAAAGGUUAGGGAAUGGGCCGUAGUAGUAAGAUAUUAGGAGUAACUAUGAGUGAGCUCCUUAAAGUGGUAUUGUCUCAUUUAGGUCAGUUACUAUUCAGAAAUGUCUAGCCGCCAUGUGUUCCCUGAUUCUGAUUUUGGCAGCUGAUCUUCAUUGUUGUAAAGAUAAAUGUUAUUGGGUCACAUCUUCCUCUUCUGGUUAAUCAAAGAAAUCUGGAGUGAUCAUUCUCUUAAGAACAACACUGUAAAUUAAUGUAACUUGUGCCAUCUUUGUUAUUUGAUACUACAGUUGGGAACUGUAAACUGCUAUCUUAUUUGCAUAAUCACACACUCCACAUUGCACUUCUUCUUGGAUUUUUGCCAGUCGACUUUUAUGUUCCAAGGGUAGAAGCUGUUUAUCAGCACUGACAUAAAUGUACCAGUAAGUCUGCUGGUAAAUAGGCCCUCCAUUCUGCUGCUUCAUUGCAUUCCUUUACUCCACGGUUUCUUUACAUAAACAUGCUAAGUUUGUUUUUGCUUCUGUUUGCUUAGUCCCUCUGCAAUAGAAUUUCCUUUUGUUAUCCUUACCAUUAAACAAUUUUACAUAGUGGUGGAGUUGCAGCCUAUUCAGGACAUGAGUGUUCAUGAAGGUAAAAAUUACUUGGAAGUGUUUCACCUACUCUAAACCUGAUGGGACAUGUGACUUAAAGCUUGUGCUUACACAGAAUGAGUAUCUUUAUGUUUAAGGGGGUUUGAGUCCUCUUAUAAAUAAACUACCAAUGUAAAAAUGUAUGAAUAUAUAUUUUAUAGUACAAUAAAUUAACCUUUUUUCAUUCUUUUAUACUUUUUUUUUUACUGCUUUUUGUAUUAUCUAUUCAACAAAUCUUCAUUUCAUAAUUCCAAUUAUUUUUGGAAACUUCUUCAAUAAUUGAUGUUUGUAUGCAGCAGCUAAGCAGUGGUAGAUGAACUAGAAAUUCGGAAUAAUGAUGGAUGCUGGUUGCCAGUAAAUGGACAGCACCAUUUCAUUUAACAUUUUGUCUUCUACUGUAUAUAAGGAUAUGUUUUAUUUUUAGUACAAGGUGAUAUGACUUGUGAUAGGACAUGGAAAUCCGUCAUGGAUGAAAGUGCUCACAGAAAGUGCCGAUGUGAAAUUGGAAAACCACUCCACAAUUACCCAUGACAGUUGUGUUGUGAUUUCCUUGUAGUCACCAUAAAAAAGGCAGCGAGUAGUGAAGUUUCUUGGACUCCUACGGCUCUGUGUGGUCUGCCUGCUUCAAGUCAGCUGGGGGGAAUGUUGAUGAGUGGGCAGCGCUGUGAUUGCUUCCUGAGACUCCUUUCAAGACUGAGACACAAUAACUGCUUAGACAUUCAUGAGUGAACAUUUGCAAUGGAGAAGUAUGCAAUUGGCAUGAACACGUGCUACUUUGUAUACUAAAUGUAACACUGAAACAACACCUGUGGUUUAGUUCCGGUAAUAAAAGAAACCAGAUACAUAGAGCUUCAUUUGUCUGCAGGGGGAAAUUUGGCUUUUUCCAGAAGCUCUUUAAAUAAAUAAAUAAAUAAAUAAAUAUGGAGCUUCUCUAAAAAGGCUGCUACUUGCACAGCAUCCAGACGAUGAAGUCGAAUCUGGCAGCACUUGCUCAUGAUAAGUGUGUAUGUCAAGUAAGGAUCUGUCACUCUUUUACUUAUAAGGUGACAAAUCAGUGUUGCUGGUAGAAAAAUUGACAUGUCAGGUUAUCUGAGCAAGUGAGGGUUGACUUAGGCUCUCUAGAUGACUAUGCUGGUGUGUGUUGCAUUUAGUGCUACUCACAUACAGAUAGCAUCUUGCAUGUUUUUCCCUUGCAACUCGUUUUGGUGGGGUGUUAAAUUGUUAAAUCAAAUGUGCUUGUAGUGUAACUAUACUCGUGUUAUGUCUCUGUCUGGCUCUUUAGUUUUAAAUAUAUUAUUUUCCUUGCCCUCUCUAAGAUAUCAAGUGCUUUCUUUUGUAACUACAUCCAGCCUUGCUACUCUCCCCAUGUUUCUCACUGGAGAUUUAGCUCUUUUCUUUUAAAUAAUAGAUUUUUGGCUGAUUGUUACCCUUACCGGAUAUGGAAUUCUUUCAUUGGACUUUCUUGUGUAUUCUCUCUCUCCUUCUUCCAUCAUCAUCAUCUUGGUCAUCACUACAUACUGACUUCACAUUUGGCUCCCCUCAUUUCCUGGUGGGUAUUUCGUAUGUUCUGCUGGACUAUGAGGCUUAUAUGUGCUCCCAGCUACUCUUUAGGGCUCGUUUAUACUUCACGCUCAGAAUGCAUACGCGCAUGCAUCAUGGCCACCACGUGUUCCCAGCGUUCAUUUGAUGCGUCCUCUGAGCAGGCCCUCAGAAAUUAACACAACGCAUGUGCGAGUUGCAGUACCAGCAAAAAGUCGGGGGGCGUAGUGUGAUAAAAGUUGGAAUGUGACAUCAGAGUCUCUGUUUACUAUCUACAUGUGACAGAAAGCCGCUUUGA
Molecule: messenger RNA, 6631 nt
Organism: Erpetoichthys calabaricus (reedfish)
Lineage: Eukaryota; Metazoa; Chordata; Cladistia; Polypteriformes; Polypteridae
Gene: il17ra1a
Product: interleukin 17 receptor A1a
Exons: 13
Coding region: 318-2696 (792 amino acids)
Molecular function (GO): interleukin-17 receptor activity
Source: RefSeq, a predicted model, not a curated record